Messenger RNA from Nymphaea colorata (pocket water lily), 1746 nucleotides. RefSeq names its product 3-ketoacyl-CoA synthase 12-like. Lineage: Eukaryota; Viridiplantae; Streptophyta; Magnoliopsida; Nymphaeales; Nymphaeaceae. The transcript has a single exon. The record is from RefSeq and is a predicted model, not a curated record. Bases 100 to 1488 code for a protein of 462 amino acids. Gene Ontology annotation, molecular function: acyltransferase activity, transferring groups other than amino-acyl groups. Gene Ontology annotation, biological process: fatty acid biosynthetic process. Gene Ontology annotation, cellular component: membrane.
CUCAUGGCUUCUUAUAUGUGACUUGAGACACAGGCAACUUAGCUCUCACACUCUCCCUCUCUCUCUCUCUCUCUCUCUCGCUCUGUCUCAGUGUCUCUCAUGGAGUCAUUCUAUGCUUCCGUUUCCAUGAGCCCAACGUUCUGGUUCCUCUCGUUCGUGAUUCUUUUCCAACUGUGUGUCUUCAUACUCAAGGCCUACAGCAAAAGAUUGAAUCAGCAGUGUUAUCUUCUUGAUUAUGUCUGCUUCAAGGCAUCAGAUGACAGGAUGCUCAGCACCGAGAUGUGUGGGGAGAUCAUACAGAGGAACAAGAACCUCGGGCUCGAGGACUACAAAUUCCUGCUCAAGGUCAUCGUCGGCUCCGGCCUCGGCGAAGAAACCUACGGGCCGAAGGACAUAAUCGACGGCAAGGAGCUCGACAUGACGUCGCUCAACUCCGGGCUGGCGGAGGUGGACGUGGCCUUCAAGCAGACGCUGGACAAACUCUUCAGCAAGACGAAGAUGCACCCCUCCGACAUUGACAUACUCGUCGUCAAUGUCUCCAUGCUGUCGGCGAUGCCGUCGCUCGCCUCGAGGAUCAUCAACCGGUACAAGAUGAAGCAGGACGUAAAGGUGUUCAACCUGUCCGGCAUGGGCUGCAGCGCCAGCCUCAUCUCCCUGGACAUGGUCAGGAACCUGUUCAAGAUCCACGACGACGUGACCGCGCUGGUGGUCACGUCCGAGUGCAUAGGCCCCAACUGGUACGCCGGAAACCAGAGGUCGAUGCUCGUCGCCAACUGCCUUUUCCGGUCGGGCUGCUGCGCCAUGCUGCUGACCAACAAGCGGAGUUGCCGUGCUCGUGCCAAGCUCAAGCUCAAGGUCCUGUUGAGGACCCACCGAGGCGCCAACGACGACGCCUACGGCUGCGCCUUACAGCAGGAAGACGAGCAAGGGCUGACGGGGUUCUACCUUGGGAAGAGCCUGCCUCAGGCGGCCACCGAGGCAUUCAUCUGCAACCUCAGGGACCUGGCCCCUCGCAUUCUGCCGGUCAUGGAGUUGGCCAGGUACUUGGUGAACAGGUUCCUUCACAAGAAGUCUGACUCCGCCCAAGCCGGAGUGGACUUCAAGGUGGCGGUGGACCAUUUCUGCAUCCACCCCGGCGGUGCCGCGGUGAUCAAUGGCGUCGGGAGGAGCCUGGGGCUUUCUCAGUACGACCUCGAGCCGGCCAGGAUGGCGCUUCACCGGUUCGGGAACACGUCGGCCAGCGGCCUGUGGUACGUGCUCGGCUACAUGGAGGCCAAGAAGCGGCUGAAGAGAGGGGACAGGGUGCUGCAGAUCAGCUUCGGGUCAGGGUUCAAGUGCAACAGCGCCUACUGGGAAGUGCUGAGGGGCUUGGAGGACAAGGACGUGUGGGAGGACUGCGUGGACAGGUACCCGCCGGAGACGCUGGUCAACCCUUUCCUGGAGAAGUAUGCAUGGAUCAGGGAGCUCACCAGCCUACCACCAAUGUGAAUAGAAGGCCGGCCGUUUCCAGGCCAGUCCGGUGAACCUUCUUCUGUGCCGGCCAUCAGCCACGCCGGCCGGCGUGUUUUCGUACGUUCUUGUGAUCGUAUGAGUGUGAAGAUUGGUGAAAUGCUAUUGAAGUCAGGGUUAAGUUUAGAGUGCACAUGGGCGUGUUCCCCAUCGUAUGCCAGGCCUUUUAAUUGUUAGGUUGAUUUGUCUUCUGAUAAUAAAUGUUCUAAACUCCCCUCGAGGUGUUUGCUCGGCCAA